Molecule: messenger RNA, 1844 nt
Organism: Notothenia coriiceps (black rockcod)
Lineage: Eukaryota; Metazoa; Chordata; Actinopteri; Perciformes; Nototheniidae
Exons: 10
Biological process (GO): peptidyl-aspartic acid hydroxylation
Cellular component (GO): membrane; endoplasmic reticulum
Molecular function (GO): peptidyl-aspartic acid 3-dioxygenase activity
Source: RefSeq, a predicted model, not a curated record
UAAAGUUUAAAUAGUUUGGAUUUUGUGUAAUUCUUAUUUUCUCAGUGUGGAAAAUCUUUUUUUUAUUUUAAAAGUUUGUUAUUCUUUGCAAUGGUGGUUUAGUGUGCAACUAUUAUUGAAACUACUACAGUCUUCCUCAAGUGCUUGGUUGUCUUUUCAGAAAGUCUGAAUAGUUUUGGCACCCUUUAAUUUCUAUUUUUCAGACUGGAAUAAAGGUUUCCAUCGUAUUAUAUUCUGGUACACAUAUUUGUAAUUCAUUGUGAUGGUGGUUUAGCCUGCAUUUGCCUGGUUCUGGCACCUUUUUUUAAGACAUGCAACGCUACCGCCACUACGGCUCCUCCUCACCUCCUGUAGAGGAGAUCAAUGCUGAAAACGAGGAGGAGGAGGUGGAGGAGGACGAGGUGUACACUGAAGAAGAGGAGCCACUGAUAGGUUUAUCAGAGGAAGAGGAGGAGAUCCAAGAGACAGGGAGCGUUAAAGAGGAAGAGGCCCCUCAGAUGGAAGUGGAGGUGCAGCCUGUUGUUCAGGAGACAGAAGGAAAGUCAGUGCCAGUGGAUAGCAAGAAUGGAAAGAGGACGGAGAGAGGAUCAGGAGGAGAUGCAACAGCAGCAGCAGGAGGAGGAGGAGGAGGAGGAGGAGGAGGAGGAGGAGAAGGGGCUAAGUACUCCAUGUUCACCUGGUUUGUAGUCCUCGCCCUGCUGGGAGUCUGGAGCUCCGUGGCCGUCGUCUACUUCGAUGUUGUGGACUACGACAGUGUCAUUGCCAGAGCGAAGGAGUUUCGCUUUAACUUUUCAGAAGUUUUGCAAGGCAAACUGACGGCCUACGACACUGACGGGGACGGAGACUUUGACGUGGAGGAUGCUAAAGUUCUUCUCGAUGAAAAGAAGUUAAAAGUUCCUUCUCCCAGGAAAGAGGACAGGAAAGAGGGGAGGAAGAGGGGUAAAAGUAAAGAAGAGAAGACUUUAGAAGACACUGAUCCAGAGAUUAAACUCCCAAAAGCUGAAGCAGAGAAGAAAGAUGCUCGAGAAAACACAACCAGAGCCCGGCCCAUCAGAGGAGCCAUGCUACGCUCUGCUCUGAAGGAAGAGCUAAGGAUGAUCCACGAGAAGAUCGAGGCCAAAAGGAUCGCCCGGAUGGCAAUGGCUGAGAUCAAGGCCUUCCUUGCUGAGGAAGAAGAGGAACAUGAGAAGGCCUGGGCGCUGAAGACGAAGACGCUGGAGGAAGCACAGAAGCACCUAAUGGAGGUGAAGGAGAGGAUGGAAAAAGAGAAGCAAAAAAUUGAGAGAUUGGCCAAAGAAGAGAGGGAACGACUAAAUCAAGAGAGGGCAGAGAUGGAAAAUAUGGAGAAAGAGCGCCUAGCUAGGGAACGAGAGAGGAUGGAGAAGGAAAAAGCGGAGAGGGAACAACAGGAGAAAGUUAGAGUGGAAAGAGAGAGGGCUGAAAAGGAGAGGAUGGAGAGGGAGCGAAUCGCAAAAGAGAGAGAAAGAAUAGCCAGAGAGAAGGAACAGUUAGAGAAGGAGAGACUUGAGAAGGAGAAGAUCGCUAAAGAGAAAGCGGAAAAAGAAAGGCUGGAAAGGGAACGCAUCGCUAAGGAAAGCGCUGAAAAAGAGAGGCUCGAGAGGGAAAGCCUCGUUAAAGAAAAAGAGAGACUGGAAAGGGAACGCAUCGCUAGAGAAAAAGCAGAAAAAGAGAGACUGGAGAGGGAAAGUCUUGUUAAAGAAAAAGAAAGGAUAGAAAGGGAACGCAUCGCCACAGAACGAGCCGAAAAAGAGAGGCUGGAGAGGGAAAGCCUUGUUAAAGAAAAAGAAAGGAUAGAAAUGGAACGCAUCGCCACAGAACGAGCC